AUGACUGCUGAUAAGGCUAAAAAUCGAUUUCAAGAUGGAUUGACUGCUUGCCGAAAAGUGGUGAAAGAAUCCGCAAUGUUUGAGGAACUUUGCCAGGCGCUAAGGCCGCACAGAAGUUUAAUUGAAAAGGUACGAUGUCUCGCUAUAGGAAGCUUUCAUGACGAAUUCCCAGCUAGAUAUCAAUUGGCUCUUUUGUUGGAAUUGAUUGAUUUCAUUGCAGAUGAGAAACAAAGAACAAUUGAAGUGUCAGUAUACGAUCCAGUUUUUACUUCAGAUGACUUGAACUUCAUUAGUGAUAUGGGUCCAAACUGGAUGUGCAGUAAAGAGGUACCCAGUUGGAUUGGAGUUAGAGAUUCUAAUCAGGUUCUUUUUUUUCUGCCUCAUGCACCGCUGGACUUAACUGAAGAGAUUUUGAAGACAGAGAGACCAGAACUUUGGUUAGCCAACAACGUCAUCGCGCAUACGGAUAGAUACACCAAGCUGCAACUACAUGAAAAAUAUCCAGUCAUUAGUAAGCUUUUGAAUGUUCUGGAGUCAUCUCUGAAGAACGAUCCGAUUUCUAGAUUACAUGAAGAUGAAGAAUUCACGACUUUCGUAUCCAAAAAGAAGAAGCGUAGGAACAGGAAAGUAUUCAUAGAACCGAAGAUAGACUACGAUUCAGUAGACUCACAUUUUGAGACUUGCAAAGUCCUUACAAGUUUCAACAACGGACUUCUCUUGAAGGAGCAACCUUGGAUAAACUCCUUCUCCGAUUUAACACUUCAUCACAUAGAAUGA
Messenger RNA from Torulaspora delbrueckii, 777 nucleotides. It is a transcript of the gene BER1, whose product is annotated as Ber1p. Gene Ontology annotation, cellular component: nucleus; cytoplasm. Lineage: Eukaryota; Fungi; Ascomycota; Saccharomycetes; Saccharomycetales; Saccharomycetaceae. Gene Ontology annotation, biological process: microtubule-based process. The coding region runs from base 1 to 777 and encodes 258 amino acids. The record is from RefSeq and is a predicted model, not a curated record. The transcript has a single exon.